Molecule: messenger RNA, 6390 nt
Organism: Penicilliopsis zonata CBS 506.65
Lineage: Eukaryota; Fungi; Ascomycota; Eurotiomycetes; Eurotiales; Aspergillaceae
Exons: 3
Coding region: 40-6348 (2102 amino acids)
Biological process (GO): meiotic chromosome separation; proteolysis
Cellular component (GO): mitotic spindle; cytoplasm; mitotic spindle pole body
Molecular function (GO): protein binding; cysteine-type endopeptidase activity
Source: RefSeq, a predicted model, not a curated record
ACUCGCGAAUUGCCGGCUUCUGCUGCUUGAUCACCCACCAUGGCUGUCGCAGGGCUGUUACCCGAUUCUACCGUUGACUCAGUCAAGUCAGCUGUUAGAUCUUCCACGACAUGCUCGACAUCGACGGUUUCGUCGCUCCAAACACUUCUCCGGGGGACAACAAAAGCGACUUUAGCGAUUGAAGCCAAAGCGAUCAAGAAAGAUACCAAGACCAGGACCAGAGAAACGACCAGUCGUCCGGUUUCGAGAACGGCUAGAGCCAAGAGCAUAGGGAAUGAUGUCGCGUCGCAAGGUGGGCGACUAUCGACCCAGGAACGCCUCGUUCUGGCAACGGAGGUGUUUAAUUCGACCCUCAAGACACUUUCGGAUUCACUGAAGACUCCUCUACGGUCAACUUCUCCGAACCGAGCUCAAGCACCUCCUCGAAAGAAACAAGACUCAAAUUCGAAACAGACAGUGAAAGAGCCUCGUGGAGAGAAUGGGGUAUCCGCAGUGGCUGAAUGUGCGCGUUUAGCACUCUCUUGUCUCCGGGCUCUGAAAACAGAACAGUCGUCACAGGGAGAUCUGUUCCCGAAUAUUCAGUUAGAACAGGGUGCUUGUGUUUUGGCGGGGAAGCUCAUUUCAUUGGGUUUGAACGAGCUGGCAUUCAAAGAACUCUGUAGCCUGAAGAAGCGGAUCCAAAGGUACCUCGAAGACAGCAAUCACGACCAGAAACCCAACGAAGAGCGUUCGAAAUCAAGAGGUGCACCGGAAGAUGAAUCAACCAGGGAGAGCCUUAUAAGCAUGCUGUCAUUCUCGAGUAUUGGAAAAGAAAAGGGCCUCCAUGCAUUGUUGGUAUCAUUCCAAGCAAAUGCACUUCGCCUCGCUGCGGCUGAGAAGAAAGCGUCUGUGGUACAGAGGCUUUAUCCUGCUAUUCAGACCUUGAAUCCGUCAAGUCCAACAAAGGUCAUUCUUGCAGUAGUGGAAUCUGGAGGUCUCACCAAAGAUAAAGCAGCUCUUCAGUUACAGAUUCUAUCAAGCACAAUCCUUUCCAUGACCCAAAGGUCCUCAGAAAAUGGGACCUCUGCAGGAGAUUUGAAGCCAAUAACUUCGCUAUGCAUGCAGAUACUUGCUCUUGAGACACGCUGCCUAGGAUGGAAGCUCUCUGGUCAUGUGUGUGAUGAAGGCAAGGAGAUGUGGGAUCCUUUGGCACGCUAUCUUGCAAGCUUCGUCCACCAAGAUUCUGGAAUUCAAAAAUCCGAGUUCGCAAUGCUUUACAAAAAUAUUCUCCGGGUGCAGUCUAUUGUGUCUUCAGUAAAGAAGACAUCGACUAGGGAUACGAUUUCGGUGGCUAAAAUUGCUACUCUUUUGGGACAGCUUGCACAGGAAGCAGGUUGCUUUGAGGAAGCAUUGAAGCUAUUCAAUGAAUCCACCGAUCCACUUAGCGCGGCGCAGUCUAUCACUCUCGGCACAGUUUAUUGCAAGAUUGCAUUAAUUCAUUUCCAAGUUUCACGAUCCACUGGUCAAUCGACACCAAACGCUGCAUCCGACUCUCUGAAAAAUGCUACAGCAGCCUUGGGGCUGCACUUGAAAGGCAGUGCUAGCGACCUUGAUGAGCUCCUUGUGGAGGCGGCCAAACUGAAAAAGUUGGCCAUAUCCUAUCUUGGGGAUACGGUAUUGAAAGAACGUGAGAAACGCUCGGAGGGAGUAGACCUCCCUGGCCAAGUUCGGGAAUAUCUUCAGGGUUUUGUACGGUUCAUUCGUCGAUAUAUUGGAUCUCGCCCUCAAGAUGAUGCUCAGCCAAAAGAGCACGAACUCUUUCAAGCAAGAGUUCAAUCCUCUUGGAACAUCGCUCUCGCCGCCGUUGAUUCAGCUGUGGCUGUGGGGAAGUUAUCAGUUGUAUCCUCUCGACCACCUUGGAACGACAUGUUGGCCAUCCUGAGCGAUUGCCAGCGCUUACUAGUCACUCUUUUGGAAGCGAAGCCAGAUUGCCAGGAGACUGAUAAUGUUGGAAUGGGCUUGGUCAAACUCUCCAAUCUGUUUUGGUCCCGUUAUCUGAAAGAGAGGGAAGCAGGCAAAGACCACAGAGAUCUGCUACCACUUCUGAAACACUCAACUGGGCUGCUAUCGCCUUGUUUGACUUCUCACAGGGAAACUGGUUUUGCAGCGCUAAAAUUCGAAAGGCUUGCACACUUAUGUCUGGACGCCAAUAUGAUAAAGGAGUCCGAGAAAGCGUUUCGUCACUCAAUCCAAGAGCAUAUCAGCGCCGGUGCCAUACAACCUGCUUCCCAGAAUCCCUCUCAAAGCCACCCUCAUAGUUUCUGCCGUGAUUCAGGGAACGCAGGACUUUCUCUCAUCCGCGUACUCACCUCGUACAUAAAGAUGAAAAUCCGGCGGAAAGAGCUCAAGACACCGGAGCUUUUCGAUGACGAUUCAUUAGAAAUCAGCGAAAGAGGUUUUUUGUUGGAGUUACAAAUGAAUUUACUCGCUGAUCUGUACCAGCAUGCUCACAGUCAAGAAGCUUUUAGAUGCAUGUUUACUGCUGUCGUCACCAGACUUCUUGACUUUUAUCAACCCGAUGUCUAUCCUAUUCGCCGAACUCGUGUUAUCCUUCAUGCUCUACGGCUCGGUCUCAAUCAGCAAAACUGCGUUGAACUAUCAUUGUUAAGUAGCCUUGAAGAACAAGGCGCUGCUGUCAUCGAGAUUGGCACACAGAUUUACGAUGAUGUCGACUUAGCGGACUUUGCAACACAUCUCGAGAAUUCCUUACGACUUACUCUUGGGCUCCACCAUGGACGACUGUCAUCAGAUGAACUCAGCAAUAUAGUGUCGUCUUGGGCUUCAAUGACUCAAAGCUGCGGUGAUUGGCAGUCCAUUGAAUCAUGUGUCCAUGAUACAGAUUACUGGAUCAUUCAGCUAAAGUCAUUGGUUGACUACACGGAGAUCUUUGGCCUGUGGAAGACUCAACUAGCAGCUCUUGAGCUGGUCUUGCGCGUUAUGGAAUUGCAGGAGAAUACCGAUUAUUCGGAGAUAACCAUUCUGCUGUCCCGUCUUGCAUUGCAUUACUGCCGUCUUGGGUAUUGCAAGAAAGCGGCAGUCAUGCUUUCCCGCGCCGAAAUGUACAUGGAAAAACGUUCUGUUUCAUGCCUAGCAACUCUCUCGUGCAAACUGGCCAGGGUUGAUUACCUUCUUGAAACCGGGAAGGUCGAUACGGCAGCGCAAGUUCUUUCAUCUGCGAAAGGCCUUUACGACUCUCACCAUACCGCCGAGGACCCAACGUCGCUCAGUUUUCAAGCCAAGAUUGCGUGGGAGAGGUUGGUUGCUGACGCUGUUUUCAUGCAAUCCCGCUUGUCCUUUGCGCAGGGUUCAGCAGAGCGCGCUCUCUUCUUCUCAAAACUCUCGGUAAAACUCAACUGCAGAAUUUGGGCUAAGAUUGAAAGGCUGUCUCAACGGCAGCUGGAGAAAAGUACGAAAAUCGAGAGCGAUUCUAGCGUGAAUACUGUAGCAGAGGGAAUUGCAAACCUUAACUUAUCCCAAAGCUCAUCUCCCUCUGACGGAUCAAUCACCUACACUCAAGGUGCUCCCUUUUGGCCUCACAUCGGCUCGCAUCAUACCAGCUUGUUGAACCUCGCCACGCUUUCGGCUCAUUAUGGCCUAUUCCAAGACGCCGUCUACUACGGAGAACAGGCAUUGAAGAUAAGCAAGACUCUCAAUGCAAACGUGCGCUUGAUUGGCUGUCAGGCCCAGCUCGGCUACUAUUGGAUAUGUGGCGGUCAUCUGUCAAAAGGCCAAGAGCUCCUAGAAAUGGCACAAGGAAUGUCACAGCAACUUGAGGGCUGUAUGGAACUGGUUUCUCUUCAGAUGAGCCUUGCUGCCCUCUACAAAGCGCAGGGCCAUCAUGAAGAAGAGCUCCUCGCCCUCACUGAGGCUAACACGCUGCUUUCUAACAUCAUCCAGACCGAUCAUCCUGACGCUAGCCCCGCGUCUUCGGCUGUAUCGGGUCUAGAAGAGAAGAUGGGGAAAUUACGCGUUCGUGAGCCUAGUCGAAAGACCCGACAGCAAACGACGGCAGUGACUACGACGACUCGCAGAACUCGCACAACGACAACCAAGACGGCUACCAACAAGGGACAACAGAACGCAGAGGCAACAACUUCUCUGGCAACAGAAUCAAAUUCGCUUCUUAGGCUGAAAGGAGAUAUUCUUCGCUAUCAGGCUGCGUGCGCUCGUGAACUGAGUAACUUUGACAAGGCCGAGGCCCUUUUGAGUGAUUCCCGCCAGUUUGCAACAUCUACAGGCAGCCGAAUCUCUCACCAGAUAGGAAUGAGUGAGCAUCUGCUUGCUGAUGCGAUCCGCCACCUUGCAAUGCACGCAGUAUAUUGCGUUCUUCCAGAGUCCACUAUUUCCCUGCCAUCUCUGCAACCAGUCGACGCGGUUGCGCAGAAGGAGCCGGUUACCACCGCCAAAUCCUCAGCAACAUCUACUCGCAGGGCUAAGGCUGCCCCUGCGAGAGGAACCAGAUCACGGGCUCAGAAAGCAACUGAAGACUUUUCUCUUAUGCUCUCGAAGGCUGGGGAGUGCUUGAACGAGAUAUUACCGCAGGCGACUACUCUUGGUUCGACGCUCGACAGCCAUGCGGCAUCAUGCUUGUUGAGUCGCAUCUCCAUGCUAUCACAUGCCACAGUUCCUGGGUGUUCGACAACAUGGGCCCAGGCCCCUGCCACUGUGAACGAAUAUGGACGUAUUGGGGCCUUUGCCCGAGAGCGCAUGGCAAUUGAAAUUGAUAAACAGCUCGCCGACUUCUCCGAUCCUUUGCUUUGGGUCAAUUCGCAAGCCACAGGCACUCAAGCAGACACGAAUAUAAGCGCGGACUUUAACCAAAAGUAUAUCGAAAUCCUGCCGGAAAACUGGAAUGUUCUUUCAUUGUCAUUGAGCGCAGAUCGUUCCGAGUUUGUGGUUUCGAAGUUGUGCAAAGGACGGUCACCCUUUCUUUUGAGGCUACCUUUGAAGAGAGGCAAUUCCGAAGACGGAGAUGAAGAAGAGGAGGAACAGUUUCUCUUCUCGGAUGGAAGAGAAGAGAUGCAGGAGAUCAUCAAACUAGCAAACAAAUCCGCCCAUGAUGCCAAGGCCCAAACCGACAAGCAAUCCAAGAAGGAAUGGUGGAAGAUCCGCGAGUCCGUUGACCGACGUCUAGAGAAUCUUUUGGAGAACAUUGAGAACGUUUGGUUCGGCGGAUUCAGGGGUGUUUUCUCGCCGGCACCCCUCCAGACCGUUCACUUAUCACGAUUUGCAGCCUCAUUCCAUAACAUUCUCGACAAGCAUCUCCCAUCUCGGCGCAAGGGUGGAAGAAAUGUGAAUGCCAAAUUGACUCUGCAUCAGAACGUCCUUGAGCUCUUCACUGGACUUAAAGAUCUAGUGGAGCACAAAGAUCCUGAGGAGUGUCUGAUGGAUCUCCUCUACUUUGUUGUGGACAUUCUACAGUUCCAGGGGGAACGCAACGCAUACGAUGAAAUUGAUUUUGACAUGAUGGUUGUCGAGACUCUGGACGCACUGCGAAGCUACCACGAAAACAUCCAACACGAACCAGUGCGGCAGCCUCAGCACACCGUGCUAGUUCUUGACAAGGCCCUGCAUCUGUUCCCGUGGGAAUCUCUACCAUGUCUUCAAGGGUUACCUGUUACUCGGGUUCCGUCCCUAGAAUCGCUCCGUGACAGAGUCUUGCAGUUACGGCACGACUUUGGGGAUGCAGCUAGACAGAGAGCUUCCAUCGACCGGAACAAUGGCACCUACAUUCUCAAUCCUUCCGGUGAUCUGAAAUCAACACAGGAGACUUUCGAGAAAGAUCUCUCUGGGCUGGAGCAGUGGACCGGUAUCGCCAAGCGGGAGCCUUCGGAGGAGGAAUUCAAGGAGGCCCUGGAAACGAAGAGCAUAUUCCUGUACUUUGGACACGGCAGUGGUGCGCAGUAUAUCCGCGGCCGAACGAUCAAACGGCUGGAUCAAUGCGCGGUAACUUUCCUCAUGGGCUGCAGCAGCGGUGCUUUGACCGAGUCUGGAGAUUACGAGCCGUAUGGAACGCCCAUGAACUACCUUCAUGCCGGGAGCCCUGCGUUGGUCGCCACGCUCUGGGACGUCACGGACAAAGACAUUGACCGUUUUUCCGCCUCAACACUGGAAAAAUGGGGACUCCUUGGAACGGAUUCAACCAAGAAAGGCAAAUCCAAGGCCACUGGAAAGGCGCACGACGACUUUCCAGAGGAUACUCGUGUUGGCCUCGAUGAAGCUGUAGCCCAGUCCCGGUCCUCUUGCGUGCUGAAGUACUUGAACGGAGCUGCGCCAGUUAUCUAUGGCAUUCCGGUGUUUUUGGAUUAAUCGGGUGUAUAUAAUAUGAGACGAAUUAUGAAUAUUCCUUCC